Molecule: messenger RNA, 4367 nt
Organism: Vigna umbellata (rice bean)
Lineage: Eukaryota; Viridiplantae; Streptophyta; Magnoliopsida; Fabales; Fabaceae
Source: RefSeq, a predicted model, not a curated record
GGUUAUACCCCCGAAUUCAUGUUUUGUUUACGCCAACAACGACGCCAUCAGAACUGGAGAGUUGUUUGUUCAUCAUCCUCUUCUCUUAGCAUUUGUGCAUCGACUGUUUCAGUGCUACUAGAUCCCUCUCUCGCAGCUUCCAUUUGCAAUUCAGGUUCUCUUUGAUCGGGCUUUUCUUGCUCCUCAGAUUCCCAAUUCCAAUCGCGGCUCGCUAGAUCAGAGGGGGAAUUUCGGGAAAUAUUCCAAUUCCGCGUUUGGUUUCGGCUUUCUGAACUCAAAUGCGGGGUUCGGUGGCUCUUAGGGAUGAAUUAACUGAAUCACCUCGUUUCUAGCUGGUGCAUCUUCUGGAUUUUGAACCCGUUAUUCUUCAUCAACAUUAUCUGUACAAGGAAAGGAGGUGACAUUUCAGUCUGAACAGCUUUGGAUUCUGAAACAAUCAAAGAAAUCAGUUAUGGCUCCAUCUAGGAAAUCUAGAAGUGUAAAUAAGAGGUUUUCAAGUGUUCGUGAGACUGCAUCUAUUAAGGACAAAAUUACAGAGAAUGCUAGCAAAAGUAGGCUGAAGGCAAGUCCUGGUAUUCAGAAGAAGAGAAGAUUGGCUGACAUGUUAGGACCACAAUGGAAUAAAGAGGAGCUUGGGCAUUUUUAUGAAGCUUACCGGAAAUUUGGUAAAGAUUGGAAGAAGGUUGCUCUUGCUGUACGUAAUAGAUCUGUGGAAAUGGUAGAGGCACUGUAUACUAUGAACAGGGCAUAUUUAUCUCUCCCAGAGGGUACUGCUUCAGUUGUUGGCCUUAUAGCAAUGAUGACAGAUCAUUAUAGUGUACUGGGAGGAAGUGACAGUGGUAAAGAAAGCAACGAUGAUGCAGAAAUAUCUAAAAAGUCUCAAAAGCGUAUGCGGGGAAAGCAUCUAAGUGACAAUAAAGCAUUAGAUGGGCAUUUUUCAGAUCAUUCUCAGUCACACUCCGUUGCAUCAGGUGAUGGUUGCCUGUCAUUGUUGAAGAAGAGACAUUCUGGAAUUAGGCCACAUGCUGUUAGAAAAAGGACUCCCCGUGUCCCUAUUUCAUAUUCUAUGGGUAAAGAUAUUGGGGAGAGGUUUUUUGCAUCUGCAAGGCAGGGUUCCAAACAAAUGGUUGAUACUAAUGACGUUACUCAUAAGAUUGCAUUGGCAUUGACUGAGGCUUCCCAAAGAGGUGGCUCUUCGAAAAAUUCUGGAUCACCAGAUAAGAAAUUUUUGUCUUCCCCAGGUCUGAAAAGUGGGAAGAAGCAUUCAAAAUCAGAAAAAGCUGGAGCCAAGUUUUGCAGUUCCGAGUUGGAUGAUGGUAGUUCUGAGUUGAGUUUGGGAAGCACUGAAGGUAAUAAUGAAGAAUACUCUAGAAAAACAAUUCAUCGGAGUGGUAGAGAAAUUACUGGAAGAGGAAGGAAUGAAGAAAAGAAAAUAAAACAAUAUGGAAAGAAUUUAGAGCCUGAGGGGAGUUUAAACAAGCAUUUGAAUGACAUAAAGGAAGCCUCCAGUGGGACAGAUGAUGGUAAAAAUUUUAUCAAAUCCAACUUCACUGAUUUUGUAGAUACCAAAAAUGCGAGGUCCUCUUACAAGGGUUCCAGGACGAAAAGUAAAAAGCUAGUCUUAGAGAAAGAUGAAGGUUCUGCUUUUGAUGUUUUAAAAACUUUGGCUGAUUUGUCUUUGAUGCUGCCAGUAACAAACCCUGACACUGAGUCAUCUGCACAGUUCAAGGAAGGGAAUCGUGAUGUUGUCGAUGAAUCUAAAAUGGAAGCACAUAAAGUAUUUAUUAAGAUUGAAAGCAGUGCUUCAAGUAAGUUUCCCAAGGUUUUUUCUGAUAAUGGAGUUGUUGCACCUGAAGCAGAGGGAACACUCCAGCUUAAUGCAGGAUUCAGAAAAAGGAAACAAAAAUCUUUUAACUUGAAAAAUGAUGAAACUCAAACUGGUUCUCAUUUAAGUGGUUCCCAGAAAACCAAGCCUACUGAUGAGGUGAAGAAAUCCUUGGUUAAAGGUAAGCGGUCAUCUAUUUCUACACCACAUCCAAGACAACUAAAAGCGGCGAAAUCCCCCGGAAAUCUGUCUUCAGGUUCUAAUGACAAAAGGGAAAGGAAUGAUUCAUCUUUUUCCCCCAUAAAGGUUUCAUCUACUAAUCAAGUCAUUCCAUUAGACAGAGGAAGGCCAAGAAGAAAAAUGGAGAAACCAAAACCAAUGACACAAGAUUUGGUGGUGUCCAGAAAUACUUUUAGCAGUCAACAUAAUAAACCCAUUGCUUCACUCCCAGAUGGUUCUUUUAGUCAAAAGGGAAAGCUUAUCAAUUGUCUGUCAUCAUAUCAAAUGAGGCGAUGGUGCACUUUUGAGUGGUUUUAUAGUGCUAUCGAUUACCCAUGGUUUUCAAAGAGAGAGUUUGUGGAGUACUUAGACCAUGUUGGAUUGGGUCAUGUUCCUAGAUUGACUCGUAUUGAGUGGGGCGUCAUCAGAAGUUCUCUUGGCAGACCAAGAAGAUUUUCAGAGCAAUUUUUGACAGAAGAGAAGCAUAAACUUCAUGAAUACCGGGAAUCUGUUAGAUCACAUUAUGCUGAAAUUCUUGCUGGUACCAAGGAAGGACUUCCUACUGAUUUGGCCCAACCUUUAAUUGUUGGGCAGCGUGUUAUUGCUAUUCAUCCGAAGACAAGAGAGAUUCAUGAUGGAAGUGUACUAACUGUUGAUCAUUGUAGGUAUAGGGUUCAGUUUGACCAACCGGAACUCGGGGUUGAAUUUGUCAUGGAUGUUGACUGCAUGCCUUUGUAUCCACUUGAAAAUAUGCCUACAUCUCUGAUACAACACAAUACCUCUUCCGCCCAAAUAAACGAGAACUUUGUUGAGCUCAAGCCUAAUGGAAAACUGAAACAGAGAAAGGUUGCUGGGCACACAAUAUUGUCCCCCGGCGAGAACUCAGAUACCAGUAAAAGCCUUCAUAUAUCCCCCACUCUGCAUGGACCUGGUGCUUUAUCAAAACAGGUAUUUUCUUCAAGCUCCAAACCACAACCAAAAGUUGUGUGCAGCGAGAUUGGUAAUGUGCAACUACCAUCAAGUUCUCAACCUUCCCUUCUUGAACAUGUACAUUCAAAAGAAGCUGACACAUUGGCUAUUUCAGAUUUGAAUCGUGCUCUAGACAAAAAGGAACGUAUAUUAUCUGAACUGAAGCACAUGAAUGAUGGGAUAUCAGAGAGCCAGAAAUAUGGAGACAACUCAGUAAAGGAUUCAGAACUUUUUAAGAGGAAUUACGCUUCUGUACUAAAGCAAUUAACUGAAGCAAAUGAACAGGUUUCCUCUGCCUUGUUUUGCUUGAGGCAACGCAACACAUAUCAAGCAAGCUCCUCCGUUUUUUCAUUAAAGCCCAUGGCUAAUUUUGAUGAUCCUAGUGGUCAGGCGAGCUCUUCCAAUUGUUCAGCUUGCCACAACCAAGAAUCAAUAUCUCAGAGUCAUAUUGCUGAAAUUGUUGAAAGUUCUAGAAGAAAAGCACGGACAAUGAUUGUUCAAGCUUCUCAGGCAAUGUCAAAUUUAAGAACGACAGAAAGAAUUGAGGAUGCAAUAAAUUUCAUCAAUAACCAGCUUUCUGUGGACGAACCUACUGCUUCAGCCACAACUUUUCCGCAUGCAGAUUCUCUUUCUCUGGCUUCUCAUGAUCAAUUGGCUGCCAGCGUAUUAAAUCCCUUGACAAGUUGUCAUGUACAAGAUGCUGAACUCAACGGUUCAUCUGACCAAAAUGAAAUGAAAAUUCCCUCAGAACUUAUAUCUCAUUGCCUAGCUACGUUGUUCAUGAUUCAGAAGUGUACUGAACGACAAUUUCCCCCAGCCGAUGUCGCUCAGGUACUAGAUUCUGCUGUCACCAGUUUGCAGCCAUUAUGUUCAAAGAAUCUUCCAAUAUAUGGUGAGAUACAGAAAUGCAUGGGCAUUAUAAGAAAUCAGAUAUUGGCACUCAUACCUACAUAGCUCGGACGCGUUCCUUUGUUGUUUGUAAAUGUGCAAUAUGGUUUAACUCUUGCUGACGUGAUCUCUAUGGAGGCUCGUGUGACAUACAUACCUACACUGAGACCCUGAUAUUUCGUUUUAACAUUUGAAGCAGGGAAACUAUUUAUGUACUGUUAAUACUAUUGUAGCCGGAAGAAAAGAGAAGAUUAAUCAUCUUAUUCUCUUUUCAGAUGUACAUAUUUUUGAAGAUCAAAUUAUAGUGAGGGAGUAGCAUGUAGCAUGUAUUAUUCAGAACCAGUAUUGUGUAUGUCAAUCAUGUAAACGCGAAGAGCUGUGUGCAUGCUAUUGCCAAAAUGUGAACAACUUAGUGUAUAUUCCUACACUGUAAUUGUAAUCUUAAUAUUCUUUUUUUUUUUCACUA